Arabidopsis thaliana (thale cress) is the source of this 609-nucleotide messenger RNA. RefSeq lists its product as uncharacterized. NCBI's taxonomy places the organism in Eukaryota, Viridiplantae, Streptophyta, Magnoliopsida, Brassicales, Brassicaceae. The coding region runs from base 1 to 609 and encodes 202 amino acids. The record is from RefSeq and is marked reviewed. The transcript is spliced from 6 exons.
AUGGUUCUUGGAGGAUCCACUUUCACUACGGCUUACGUCUCCGUUACUUCCAGAGGAGAUGGAAAACUCAUAGAGUUGUUUGCGGUAGUGGUGCAAGGUGUGACGGGCAUAGGCGAUAAGUUGUCUUGGCAAGGUAUUCCUAAUGGCGAGUUUUCGCUGGUUAGCCAUCAAGUAAUAAUGACGAAUGUAGAACGUUUUAGACGUCAUAUUAGAGAAAGUGAGAUUUGCCAAGUGUGUAAAGCUGCUAGUGAAACAAUAAUUCAUUUGCUGAGAGACUGCCCCGAUGGAUGGUAUUUGGAGGAGCGAGUAAGGUUGGCCUACAUUGUUCAGUAUGGCGGUUUGGUGGAGUUGGAAGUGGGCGUCUCGUGGAAACUCGGGACUGGCCACUGCUUGGGGGUGAUCCGAUGGGGAGGUAUUAUGGCUGGGAGGGUUCACGCUGAACAUAGGUAUAUGCUCAACAGCGACGGAAGAACUAUGGGGGCUUUAUCACAAGAAAUUGGUAAGUCUGGGUUAUUCACGUAUAUCGAGAAGCUAACCCGUCAGUCAGAAGGUUUUAUAGUUAACCUUCUGACUGACGGGUUAGCAAACUAUGCCUUUUUUUAUAGUUAG